AUGUUGCUCAUGAUGCUUCCGAUUUUUUGCGCUGCUUUGGUGCCGCUCGCGGCAGUGAUUCUCAUGAUGCUUCCGAUUCUUUGGAUUCAUUUGGUGCCGCCCGCAGCAAUGAUGCUCCUGAUGCUUCCGAUUGUCUACUUCCUUUGGUGCUGUGCCGCCCGCGGCAAUAACCCAUUACGCUUUGCUUUGCUGCCGGCGAAGGCAAUAAGGCUCCUGAUGCUUCCUAUUGUUUGCUUUGAUUUGCUUCGAUCGGUGCCGGCUACGGCCACCCACCAACACCCACAUCACACCCUGAUGCUCAUGAUGCUUCCGAUUGUUUGCUUUGAUCAAUUUGCUUCGGUGCUUGCCAUGGCCAUGAUGCUCAUGAUGCUUCCGGUUGUUUGCUUCGCUUCGCUGCCGGCGGCGUCAAUGAUGCUGAUGAUGCUUCCGGUCGUUUGCUCCUUUGCGGCCGCCCACGACAAUGAUGUUCACUAUGCAUCCGAAAUUCUGCUUUCCUGUGGUGGCAAUGAUGCUCAUGAUGCGUCCGAUUGUUUGCUUGGCUAUGGUGCCGCCCACGUGAAU
Molecule: messenger RNA, 561 nt
Organism: Symbiodinium necroappetens
Lineage: Eukaryota; Dinophyceae; Suessiales; Symbiodiniaceae
Source: the annotation of a GenBank genome assembly